This is a messenger RNA of Lucilia sericata (common green bottle fly), 2211 nucleotides long. Its product is annotated as lysophosphatidylserine lipase ABHD12. Gene Ontology annotation, molecular function: monoacylglycerol lipase activity; phosphatidylcholine lysophospholipase A1 activity. Gene Ontology annotation, cellular component: endoplasmic reticulum membrane. The transcript has 8 exons. NCBI's taxonomy places the organism in Eukaryota, Metazoa, Arthropoda, Insecta, Diptera, Calliphoridae. Gene Ontology annotation, biological process: monoacylglycerol catabolic process; phosphatidylserine catabolic process. The record is from RefSeq and is a predicted model, not a curated record. Bases 762 to 2030 code for a protein of 422 amino acids.
GUUUCUAUGUUUUUUCUCCUCUGUCUGUCAGUUGCGGUAUAAUUAUAAUUAAAUAUAGAGGUGGUGUAGGUUUUUUUUUUACUAUUGUUAUUAAAAAAAAUUAAGUUUUCUUUAAAAAUUAAAUAAAAAAUAUAAAAUUUGCAGUAAUUCAUGGUAUAUUUUGUAAAUUUGUGCUUGUUUCUUUAAUAGUAAAUUACUUUCAACGCUGUGACUUGAGUAUUAUUAUAUUGUGUGCUGUGUUGUGUUUAAAUUGUCCAUUAUUUCAUAGUUAUUAACAGAAAAAAGGAUUUAACAAACAUUUCUGAAAGCACUAAAAAACUAGGCGCAAUUUUCCGAAAAAAAAGUAUUAUUUUCAGUUCCAUUUGUUUAUAAUUUAGUUAUGCUUUUUACGCGUAGACGGACUUUCAUAAAAAGUUAAAAAAAAAAUUAAAAAAAUUAGAGAUGCAGUAUUUACAAAUACACACUAAAAUUUAAUUAAAGAAAUUGCAACAAUUAAACUUAUUUAAAAAUAUAAAACAUUUCACCAAAACAUUACCACUGUCAUCAUCAUCAAUCAUCAUUAUUCAGUUAAUGUUAGUAAAUUUGCUCUGAAAUUUUAAAACAAAAAGUGUUUUUUUCUGUGUUAUAGCAUAAAUCACUCACUAAUCAAAUAAUUCGAAGAAAAGAAAAGCUGUGCUUUUUUUUAAAUUAAUAUUGCUCGAAAACUAAAUUUGUAAAUACAGAAAGAAAAUAAGUAAAUUACAAAACGUACGCGCUCUAUUAUGUAUGAAAGUUAUAGAUUUUUAAAUUCACUUUUUCGCGCCACAAUCAUUCCCGGAGUAUUUAUUAUAAUUUGGCUAACUGGGUUAAUAUCUUUAGCAACAGUACAAAUAUGUUUAAUAGGAUUCUCAGUUGUAUUCAUAGUAUUACCCCUAAUAUUUCGUUAUUCGGUAACGAUACAAAGAGGCAUAUUAUUUUUAACAUUUAUCACAUAUCCUAGAGAUCUCGACUUAAAUAAUCCUUCUAGUGUGGGUCUUUAUGCCACCAGAAGUUUUUUCCUAGAUGUACCCGACAGUGAUGUGGAAAAGGAACAGGAUGACAGUGAUCACGGUGUGGUAAGCCACAAACCGGCCACUGUUCGCAUUGGUGUCUGGCAUGUUUUACCCAAACAAGUGGUAAAACGCUUCGCCAAGGAAAUGCAAUUGGGUCCAGAUGCACAUGAAGACUUGCAGAAUGUAACCGAUAUUAAAGAUGAGAACUUGGACGAAUUAGAGCCGGUGCUCAAAUCCACUUUCCCCAUAGUGAAUUCGGAAAAUGAACAACUUUUCUAUGAACGUCUAUUGAAAAUGCCCGAUAAUAAUAUUGUGUUGUAUUGUCAUGGCAAUACGGCUUCUAGGGGUUCAGGACAUCGUAUAGAUGUCUAUAAAUUGCUACGCAAUUUAGGUUAUCAUGUCAUUUCAUUCGACUAUAGAGGCUAUGGUGAUUCGGAUGCUGUUUCACCUACAGAAGAGGGUGUUGUACGAGAUGCUCUGGCGGUUUAUUAUUACAUACGUAAUAUUACCACAAAUCCGGUAUUCAUAUGGGGUCAUUCAUUGGGCACAGGAGUGGCCACUAAUAUGUUGUCUAAACUGAAUAAUCUGGAUGAGAAGGGUGUUAGAGGAGUCAUCUUGGAGGCUCCCUUUACGAAUAUAAGAGAUGAAAUUAGAAUGCAUCCUUUUGCUAGGCCUUUUAAACAUUUACCCUGGUUUGAUCACACCAUCUCACGUCCCAUGUAUGCAAAUUCUUUGCGCUUUGAAUCCGAUCAACAUAUCAGCGAAUUUAGACAACCCAUUUUAAUUGUACACGCUGAAGAUGACUAUGUAGUGCCCUUCCAGCUGGGCUAUAGACUGUAUCGCAUAGCUUUGGAUACACGCGGCAAAGCCUGGGGUCCAGUAGAAUUUCAUCGCUUUGAAGGUUCCCGUAAAUAUGGCCACAAAUUCAUAUGUCAUGCUCCCGAGUUACCCGACCUAAUUAAGAAUUUUAUAAACAAUUAUCGUAAUGAAAUAUUUUAAGGCUUUUCCUCAUACCCGAUGAAAUACAUAAAUAAAUUCAUUUGUAAUUCCCUAAUAUAGUAUAUAUUAAAAUAUACUCCCUAUCUCUCUUCACUAGCUUUAAGUAAUGUUUUCAAUGGAAAUUUAGCUUUAAAGGAUAUUUGAAAAUUUUUAAUUAAAAUUUAAUAGAAAUUAAAAGAAA